This is a messenger RNA of Rhodotorula toruloides NP11, 4830 nucleotides long. RefSeq names its product CCR4-NOT transcriptional complex subunit CAF120. The coding region runs from base 1 to 4830 and encodes 1609 amino acids. Lineage: Eukaryota; Fungi; Basidiomycota; Microbotryomycetes; Sporidiobolales; Sporidiobolaceae. The transcript has 10 exons. The record is from RefSeq and is a predicted model, not a curated record.
AUGUCGGGUCAACUCCAAGGCCAGUACGGCGGAUACGGCCAGCAGCAGCAGUAUCAGUAUCAACAGGGCGAAUACGCUGGCUCACAAGGUCCGGCGUACGGUCGUCCCCCUCAGCCCAACCAGGGCUUCGAGCGUCCGAUGCCGCACCCUCAACGGCAGAGCAGCUACGGCCUUCCUCCUCCGAUCAACACGCAGGACCCUCGCGUGCGCAACGGUAGCCAGCAAGGCUCGUCUGGGUCAGCGUCGCCCAUCGGACCUCCUCCUGGACGUCCUUACCCCUCCAGCGGCCCUCCCUCUGCGUCCCGCCAGUCUCCCGUCCCGACAGUCUCGACGCAGUCCCACCACGUCCGCGAGGGAUCGUCGAUCACGCCGCAGACGACCCGUCCGACGAGCCAGCUUCCCUCUCACGGCAGCUCGAGGUCGCUGGCUUCGCAAGCCGCGCCGCAAACGAUUGCCGGCGAGCCUCUGCACGACCUCGGCAGGGCCGUUGCUCUCCUCAAGAGCAGCAAGUUCUACGCUGAAGGCUUCUUGAUGAAGAAGGUUGAGGCGGGUCCUGACGGCAAGGCCCCGACUGGUGCGGACGGGCAGUGGGCGAAAUGGUUCGUCCAGCUGAGCGGGACCAUCAUGUCGACGUGGAACGCCGCCGACAUGGAGGACGCCGCUCGCAACAAUCGAACGGUCCCGCCGCAGUACCUCAACUUGCAAGACGCCUUCGUCCAUCCUUUCCCGCCUCACGGUCGCGGCUCGAAGUCACCGACGCAGUUCCAGUUCGCCUUGAACAGCGCCGGCGCGAACAGGAUUCUCUUCUGCGCGCCGAGCCUCCAGUCAUUGACGAUGUGGAUCAAUGCCAUCCGCCUCUCGACUUGGGAACGCUCCCGCUGCAACGAGAUCUGGACAGGCUCGUUGCUCGGUCUUCGCGAGCCAAAGCCGCUCGGCUGGCAAGGCUUCGACGCCGGUCUUCCUGCGCCUGGCGGCGGCAAGGCAACGCCUGGACGCUUCGAAGGAUGGCUCAAGGUCCGCUUACCGGGCGACACAGAGUGGCGCCGUGUUUGGGCUGUCCUGCUCCGCGGCAGCAGCGUGCCGACUCGUUCGUCGAUGAUCGGCGGUCCGGCAGCUGUGCAGGCAGAGGAGAAGAAGUCGCGGCGCUCGAGUCUGCUGAGCUUCGGCGGGAAGAAGGACAAAAAGGAGGAGGUCGUCAUCGAGGACUUGCCGGGAGAAGGCGCCAUCUCGACCUUUGCCUUCUUCGACCGCAAGCCGGGGAAAAAGGAGCUCCCGAUUUGCAUCGUCCAGCACGUCUUCUACAUCGCCGCCAUCUUUCCCGAGUCCGAGGCGCUCAUGGAAGGCUCGACGCUCUUCAAGGUCGAAGGAACCUUCCUCAACCCGAGCGACAGCUACCUCGCGAGCGGAUGGGGCGUCGGCGGACGUGCUGAGAAGCAGGGCUUUGCCUUGCUCAUGCUCGAGGAGGGGAACUACCUCGACAUGCUCCACUGGGUCGUCGGCCUCGCCGACGCCUUCAAGCUCUACGGCCGUCCCCGCAACUUCUCCUUCGACCCUCGCGAUCCCAACUCGUUCUACUUCGCCUUGCCUAUCGGUCCGCACCGUGACCGGCAGUUCCUUGACCGCGAACUCGUCGACAACCUCAACAUCAACGAGAACCGCCCGCGAGCAGUUCGCGCGACUUUCCACAACAUCCUUUUCGACCGCAUGCGCGGCGUCCGUCCGGCUGCCCUGGCCAACGAGCCGCCUCCUCAAGCUGGACGAGAGUCGCCUGCGACGAUGGACGCGCCUCAACAAAUGCCGGACGAAACGGAGGACGCCUCGCGCCGCUUCUCUCAGCCGCCGAUGGCACAACCUCGGAACGACAGUCCGCAGCUGCCGCCGAUCCUCCCAACUAUCGGCGAAGGCUCGCUCGUUGACGACGCACAAAGUUCAGUCAGACCCGCCAACUUUGGUCAGCCGACUGAGCCCAGCCGCGGCGAGCACUACGAGCAGCCGCCAGAAGCCAUGCACCAGGAGCGUCAGAAGGUCGCCGACCGGCACACUAGUCAGUACGGCGUCAUUGAGGGCUACCUCGACCAACAGCAGCAGCAGCAGCAGCCUCAGCAAGCCGACACCGCCUCCUUGGCGGCAUCUCAAGUACAGCCGCGCGCCUUAAUCAGCGAGCAACCGGCAGACUACGCCUCGGGUCCGCGUCGACCAAGUCGCGACGCCAGCACCGCCGAGAACGAGCUCGGGACCUACGAAGCGUUCCUCUCGUCCGACAUCGCGCGGGAGACGACGCCGCCGCCCGCUCCUCAGCACAUGCCGCCGCGCUCCGAGCCUGCACAGCGCUCCUCGUACGCCGACCAGUCGCGCUUGGCGCCGAUCAACACGGCGCCGUCCCUGUACCCUUCUUCCAACGGGUCAGCUCGCUCGACGCCGCUGCAGUCCACGACCGCCGCCACCGAGAACGCGCCAGGCCGACUAGGCGUCAGCCCUCCCUCUCGGGGACACGCCAAUCAGCUAGAGAUGCUCGAUGCGUACCAGCAGUCGCCGAUGCAGUCGGCAUCUUCGCCCGUCGGCCGCCCUCUACCUUCACCGGGAGCUCCUUCUCUCGUCUCGCCGACGGGGACGGGUACCCCGGCGUCGCCUGGGCUUCCGUAUCUCGCGGCUUCACCGCAAGCCGCGCAGGCUCACUUCUCCGCCCCAGUCGCAGCAGCGCCGCCGAUCCCGCAUGUCAAUGAGACUGAGCAGCCUCGAGCCGCUCCCGCCGAAGCUCCUGCCGCUCACGACGCCCCUGAAGCGUUCAGCGCUCGACAGCCUACCUCCGAACACACCGUUGGCGCCGGACCUGUUCAGAUGCACGACGGCAAGGUCGUCGACAGCCCGGAGAACCUGCAGCUGGAGUCGCCGACCGAAGGAGCCUUCACCACCCAGCCUCUCUUCGCCGGCUCUUCGCGAUCUGCACAAUUAGAUCACGCGCACGCACCUGUCGCGCCUGUCGAGGAAGAGCCCGUCGCGCGUCGCGCUCAAACGCCGCCGCCCGUCGAAGCGCCGACGGCUUCGGCUGCUGCGCCUGCGCACGCCUCGCCCAACAAGCGCGCCUACGACAUGCCUGAAGACGCCAACAUUCACUCGGAUCUCCUCGCCGCGCUCAACUUUGUCGACCGCUCUGAAUCGCCAGAACCUGCGACGCCCCACACCAUGUCUUCGGUCGAACCUUCUCCCAUCACGGCGAGCAGGGCGUUCCACGUUGGGCCGCCGAAACACGACAUGUUCCGCCCGCCGACGCCGAGCGACGAGAACUACGGCUCGGAUGCGAAGGACGGACCGGUCGAGAUCCUCGCCAACGGCGCAGCGCGUCCAACUGCCCAGCCCGCACCAGCAACGACCCAGCCGCCGCCAUCGUCCUCUUUCCCUUCGUCCUUUGCGCAGAACAAGCGUGCUCAAGAGCGCGCCGCCGCAGCUCAGCUCGCGCAACAGGCUCAGCACGCCGCGCUGACGAAACCCGGGCGGGCGGCAGGCGUGACUGGGCAGCAGCGGAAAAAGAUGUGGGAGGACAGCGACGAGGAGGAGGAAGAGGCGGACGAGUCCGAGGAGUCCGAGGAGCAGCAUAGUACUCAGCAGGAACCUCCUCGCCCGGUCACGCAGUCCGCCUCGAACAGCAGCAUCGCUCCCUCUCCCGCCCGGAGCCGCGUCGCCUCGCCGCUCCCGCCGCCCGUUUCCAUGGAGGUCCCGCAAGACCACCUCCGCCAAGGUCGUUCCCCUCAGCGCUCUCCAGGUGUCGACCCCGUCGCUCGCCAGUCCUACCUCGACAACGGUCCGGGCCGACAACAUCCCUACCCCCACACUGCUCCGCCAGCUUCCCCUACUCGCGACUUUGACGCCGAAGCCGGCCAGCAAACGUCUCGCAAGCCGGCUCUCAACCCGCACGGUCUCCUCGCGACGGGCAUGCUCGAGAAGGAGGAGCGCUCAGCACGAGCGCAGGAGCACGCUGCUCGCGAUACCGGCGGGACGCUCGUCAGCCUUCCCGCCAAGGCGCCUCCUCCUCAGACCGGUCUCGUCGGUGCGCUCACCUCGCAUGAGCGGGAAAAGGAGCGGACCGGCGGCGUCGGCCGCGCGCUCACUGAGCAGCAGAAGGAGCGCAAGCUGGCCGAGCAGCGGCAGAAACAGCUCGACGAACUCCAGAAGCAGCAACUCGCCAUGAUGCAGCAGCAGAUGCAGAUGGCGCAGUUCGGCGGCGGCUUUGGCAAUCCGAUGUCGAUGGGCUUCGGCGGCUCGAACCCGUGGAUGAUGCCGGGGAUGGGCGGCUUCGGAGGUUUCCCUGGCAUGCCUGGCGCAGGCUCGCAGGUCGGCGGUGCUUCUCCGCCUCUGCAGCCGCAGAACACGGGUGGCGGAGCAGACUUCUCGGCGCAGCAGCAAGCGGCCUUCCAGCAGCAGCAGGCGAUGAUGGCCGCACAAGCCGCCGCUCAGCAAGCUGCUCAGCAGGCAGCGCAACAAGCGUACCUCGCCGCCAUGUCGCAGUUCUCGCAACCGAUGGCUUCGCCUGGCGGCGCGUCGCCGACUCUCCCGCCCUCCUCUUUCCCCUCGAUGCCGUCGAUGAACUUCAUGCCGACGCCGUACGGAUUCUCGCCCGCAUCGCCCACGAUGGCCACGUCGCCCUCGUUCAUGGCGCCGCAGUUUGGCGGCUUCAUGCCCGGCCACGGUCAGCAGCCGAGCAUGAGCAUGUAUGGCGGCGCUGGAGGGCUCAGCGGUGGUCAAGGCGGUGAUGGCGACAACAACGCGGCGAGGGCAGUCAGUCCGCUUGACCUCGGACGGCAGCAGCACGCGAGGAAGGAGGGCAGCGAGUGA